Diaporthe amygdali is the source of this 693-nucleotide messenger RNA. RefSeq lists its product as uncharacterized. Lineage: Eukaryota; Fungi; Ascomycota; Sordariomycetes; Diaporthales; Diaporthaceae. Gene Ontology annotation, biological process: import into nucleus. The transcript is spliced from 2 exons. The record is from RefSeq and is a predicted model, not a curated record. Gene Ontology annotation, cellular component: cytoplasm. Bases 1 to 693 code for a protein of 230 amino acids.
AUGACUUCGGCAGCAGUCUUCGGUUGCACCGGAGCCGUCGGCUCCAAGAUCCUGGAUACACUUCUCACGUCGGAGGCCUUCUCAUCCGUCAAGACCAUCUCAAGGCGAGCCCCGCCCUCGCAGUCGGCCAAGCUUGAGGCAAUCGUCGAGACCGAUUCAUCAAAAUGGGGUGGUCUGAUCUCAUCCCUGAGCCCCAAGCCCUCCGUCGUCUUCAACGCUGUAGGCACCACUCGAGCCGCAGCCGGCGGCAUCCAGAACCAGUGGAAGAUUGACCACGACCUCUGCAUUGAAAAUGCCAAGGCUGCAAAAGCAGCUGGCGUCAAGACCUACGUCUACAUCUCCAGUGCGGGGACACGAGGCCUGCUCAGUGGCUUCGUGCCGUACUCCAAGAUGAAGGUUGGGGUCGAAGAUGCCAUCAAGGAGCUCGACUUCGAGCAUGCCAUCAUCCUGCGGCCGGGUGCGAUUCUCGGAGAGCGUGAGAAGCCGAAGAACAAGAUGUUCGAGGACUUCAUGGGCAGCCUGCACAAGGUCAGCCAGGGGCUCCAGGACUCAUUUGGCCAAGAUCAGAAGUUCAUCGGAAGGGCUGCAGUGGCAGCUGCGCGUGUCGCCGAGGAGGGCAAGGCACCGUCCAAGUUCUGGUGCGUCGAACAGGCCGACAUCCUCAAGCUUGGCAGAGAUGAGUGGAAGGAGUAA